Lachancea fermentati is the source of this 504-nucleotide messenger RNA. The record is from the annotation of a GenBank genome assembly. NCBI's taxonomy places the organism in Eukaryota, Fungi, Ascomycota, Saccharomycetes, Saccharomycetales, Saccharomycetaceae.
AUGUAUUUUUUUCUUAUUCCCAACCUGCGGCUUAUGUCAUGGUGUAAGGGUGUGCCAGUUUUUUUUUCGGAGGCUUUCCUCAACUUGAGAAAAAAGGCGUUGAUGAGCUUCCCAAAAAAGCUGCAGAAAAGGAGAGAGGAUAUUAUCAUACGCAUAGAAACUCUAGGAAACCCGGAUUUGAAAAGCUCAGAUAUUCAUGAAGAGUAUGCUACGGGGAUUGUUUCCGAAUUUGGAAAUAACACGUUGGUAACAAAUUCAAUGAGCCUUGUUAGGUGCAUACGGGACUGCAACCGGAUAGGUAUUCUCAGAGCCUAUCGAAACAAUAGUUCAUCUGAGAUUUCAUUUGAUUCUCAAGCGAAAAAAAAAAAUUCCUCAGUGAGAAACUCAUAUAUGCCUACAGAAUCUGCAUAUGCGACUACCAAGUUUUCUAAACUCGAAAAAAAAAUGUAUUUGGUUUCACGUAAAAUUAGCAACCUCCUAUCAAGUAGUAUUCGCCAGGGUUGA